This is a messenger RNA of Verruconis gallopava, 2936 nucleotides long. RefSeq lists its product as uncharacterized. Lineage: Eukaryota; Fungi; Ascomycota; Dothideomycetes; Venturiales; Sympoventuriaceae. Gene Ontology annotation, cellular component: 90S preribosome; t-UTP complex; small-subunit processome. The transcript has 2 exons. The record is from RefSeq and is a predicted model, not a curated record. Gene Ontology annotation, biological process: maturation of SSU-rRNA from tricistronic rRNA transcript (SSU-rRNA, 5.8S rRNA, LSU-rRNA). Gene Ontology annotation, molecular function: protein binding; RNA binding. The coding region runs from base 81 to 2831 and encodes 916 amino acids.
GCAGAAUUGGAAACAAUGAUAGACUCAAGUUAAAUGCGAGAUUAUAUUCUCGCGUAUCUUGAACACUCUUCACUCAAAUCAUGGAUAUCCACCGCGCCAGAUUUAUACCAUACCCAUCUUCGGCAAUCAACGCUCUCGCCUUUUCCGCUAUCAACGACGGUGAGCUCGCGAAAGGCGGCUUGAAGAACCUUCGAUUGGCAGUCGGCCGUGCCAAUGGUGACAUUGAAAUAUGGAACCCGUUGAGGGGUGCAUGGGUGCAGGAAACAGUUUUUCAUGGAGGCAAAGGGAGGACGAUUGAAGGCCUUUUGUGGAUACAGGAACCAAAUGAAUUUGACACGGAGGGCAGAAUUACUUCCACAGGCCAGUUACGACUGUUUAGCAUUGGCUACUCAAGUGCUGUUACCGAGUGGGACUUGGGCACCGGACUGCCGCUUCGACACUCUACCGGCAAUCUGAACGAGAUUUGGUGCUUUGCGGCGCAACCACGACUACAUGUAACCGAAUCUAGAAAAGCUGCGAACGAAGGAAAGCCACGAGGCCAAGAUAUUGUAGUUGGCUGCUCCGAUGGCUCUAUCGCCCUCUUGUCCACCGCCGAUAACGACCUGCACUUCCAAAAGUAUAUUUCAAGACCGCACGGGAAAGACGUUCGCCCUCUGAGCAUAUCCUUUCGAGAUCGUUACACGAUCGCGGUGGGCUUUAACAAUAGCACAUUUCGGAUCUAUGAUAUCAGAAAUUCAAAGGUCAUACGUACUGUCUCGUUAGGAGCUGGUUCAAAAGGCGGUCCUAAAGACCUUCACGUCUGGGCCAUACGAUGGUUGCCAAGCGGAGAGAUUGCUUGCGCUGAUUCCGCCGGUGACUUGCGUUUCUUCGACUCGAAGCUAUUUACUCAAUACCAGCGCAUCAACGCCCAUCGUGGUGAUAUUUUCAGCAUUGCGAUUAGUCAUGACGGCUCCUCAUUAUUUACUGCCGGUGCCGACCGAAGAACGUCCAUUUUUCGGAGAGGACGGUCGGGACGACAGUGGAACAAGCAGACCCACAAGUUCUACCAUGAUCAUGACGUUAAAGCUUUGGCUGUAUAUGACGGGAACAAAACGCAGCAGAUGAGUUUUCUAGCGUCUGGCGGCCUUGACACCAACUUAGCAAUUGUUCCCAUUCAGCAUUAUGGCGAAGAAUACCAUAGAGGUAUUUCAGGCUUGCCUCAGCUACCGCCAGUCACUAGUUCAGAGGCUACACGCCUCGUCGCAUGUUGGCACGGACAAGAGGUUGACAUCUGGAAAAUACAAAGUCAGGAUGGGGACACAGGUAAUGGAGGUGCUCCUCGUCGAUUAGUUCACAUGACUAUUAAAGGCGAAGAAGCCAUCGCAAAUGCCUCUCUAUCAAAAGAUGGCGAACUCAUUGCCAUAUCCACGGCAGCGGUGACCCAGCUAUUCAGGAUAUCUCGGAUCGAGGAUGGACCCAAGGAGAAAUUACAAAUUGUGAAACUUACCACUGAAGCUCCGCUGGAUGCAGGUCGGAUCGUGCAAAUUUCGGGCGACCAGAAAUGGCUGAGCAUAGUCACUCACAACAACGACGUGCUUGUAUUUCGAUUGAGUCGACAGGAGAACGGCGUGCAGCUUUCAAAGCAGCCGUUCAGGUUGGAGCGCAUCAAGCGUGGCUCUGACACAUCAUCUUUGGGAUCUUAUCGCAGAAGGAUAUCUCGGUUACAAUUUUCCCCCGACAGCAAGGUCCUCGUUGUGGCUGACCUGGCUGGCUUUAUUGAUUGCUGGCAGCUUGAGGGUAUUGAGGAUACCUCGGCACCGGAUGUUGAAAUGAUUGAUGUUGGCGAUGACACGUCCGACAACUCUUCAAGCGAUGAGGACGACGACAAUGAUCAGACUGAAAUGAAGUCCUUUGGCCAGCAUUGGACUCGAAUGGUGGCCUCCAAGGCGUUACCACAGCUGGACUCCGCCGCUCUUUUCCUAACAUUCCGACCUGGAAGGCGCACCAAGAAAGCCGAAGCAAACGGAACGCCACGGAAGGAAAUUAAUGGCAUCAAAACGAAACAUGCUCCUAAACAAGCUGUCGUGGAGCGUGAUGACGACGCGCUAGUGGAGCAGACGAAUGACAAAUACGAGCUCUUCGUCCUGACUGCCAAACACCAACUAUACGAAUUUGAUCUGGCAACGGGGCAGUUGACGAGUUGGUCGCGCCAAAACACGACCGAUUGUCUUCCCGACACGUUCCAAAAGAUCAAAGACAGGGCGAUGGGGUGUUAUUGGCACACAACACUACAGGCUCAGCGUCUAUACGUAUAUGGAAGCAACUGGCUCUUCAUGCUGGACGUUAUGCAAGACUUUGUUCCGGAGACCAAAGACGAAGAACCAGAAUCGGAAAAUGGUGGCCUUAUUGCUAGGCCGCAAAAGAGGAAUCGACAAGGCAAAAGCGGCGCCGGCGACAAGAUCCGCGACGAGGACUACGUGGGGUUCAAGCCCGGCGUGGAAAGCAUCCAAGACGGGGAGCCAGUCAAAAAGAAAAGGAAACCGGCCGAUCAGACACAGCCGCUCAACGGACAGCAGACGGACAGAGAAGACGACGAGGAUGUGGACGCAGACGAGGAGCCGGCGAGUAAGAACCUGCGCGGCAAGCGAAGUCGAGGCCAGGAAGCGGACGGCGAGGGCGAGCUGGGGGACGGCCCGCGCAAGACGUGGCAUUCUUUUGCCUACCGACCUAUCCUUGCUGUGAUCCCGCUGCAGGAGACAGCCUCGUACAUAGAAACGGUCGUGGUGGAGAGACCAAUGUGGGAGCUCGAUCUGCCGCCCAGGCUGUUGGGCCCGCACGACAAGGCCAGAUAGCGACGGAGUAGACGUCGGGAAGAAUGGGAUCAUCAAAAGACCGCAGUCGUUGCAUUGUAAAAAGCUUGUUUCAUAUCGCGCCGAAUGACUUGUGCACAACGAACC